UGGGGGAGCCGAGCCGUUUCGGCUCGCCUCGUAUCCCGCGCCUUGAUCGGAGCGGAGGCCGCUUUCCCUGGCGAGUCGGGCUGCUCGCACGGACGAGAACUCAAAACCCGUAUGGGUUUUAUCUGCAGAUAACGACGCCGAUUUGCUAGACGUUUUAGAUUAAGUUCUCCUUUAUUUUGGAGCGGUUAUGUGUAACUCAUCUCGUGUUGGCUUCCGAUUCACGACAGUGUCCCGGGAUGGGGCAGAAGUUAAGCUAAUUUCGCCCGAUUGCAGAUUGUGUCGAUUUUUGAUGAAAUUGAGUCAUGAAACUGUAACCAUUGAGUUGAAGAAUGGAACACAAGUGCAUGGAACAAUCACAGGUGUAGAUGUCAGCAUGAAUACACAUCUUAAAGCUGUGAAAAUGACCCUGAAGAACAGAGAACCUGUACAGUUGGAAACAUUGAGUAUUCGAGGAAAUAACAUCCGAUAUUUUAUUCUACCGGACAGCUUACCUCUGGAUACAUUACUUGUGGAUGUUGAACCCAAGGUGAAAUCUAAGAAAAGGGAAGCUGUUGCAGGAAGAGGUCGAGGCCGAGGCAGAGGAAGAGGACGUGGUCGCGGCAGAGGAAGAGGGGGUCCUAGGCGAUAAUGUCUUUCAAGAUUACUCUUUCAAAGUGAUAAGGAACUGGGGAAUAUUUUUUGUACAUGUUUUGUUUGUUUGUCAGUUUUUAAUAAACGUAAGUGUGGGAA
Mesocricetus auratus (golden hamster) is the source of this 729-nucleotide messenger RNA. It is a transcript of the gene Snrpd1, whose product is annotated as small nuclear ribonucleoprotein D1 polypeptide. NCBI's taxonomy places the organism in Eukaryota, Metazoa, Chordata, Mammalia, Rodentia, Cricetidae. The record is from RefSeq and is a predicted model, not a curated record. Gene Ontology annotation, biological process: RNA processing; spliceosomal snRNP assembly. Gene Ontology annotation, molecular function: RNA binding. Bases 188 to 628 code for a protein of 146 amino acids. Gene Ontology annotation, cellular component: U4 snRNP; U12-type spliceosomal complex; pICln-Sm protein complex. The transcript is spliced from 4 exons.